AUGUUUCAACCAAGAAGUGGCCUCAAGGUGGACAAGGCCAUCAAAUCGGGUGACCCCAAGCACCUCAUUCUGGACGAGGUGGUCAUCAGGGACGCUGCUGCGCUCCAGCAGGCGGACAGCACCUCGUUCUGGACGGGUUGUUCACACGGAUGUGGCACUACUGGUCAUGAGCUCUUGUGGGCUCAGUCCGGUGCAAAGGUGUGUAAGUGGGUGCCUGAGUAUGGCGUGGAUGGGGCAUUGAUGGGGCAGCAGCAGGUGGACAUCACCUCAUUCUGGACGGGUUGUUCACACGGAUGUGGCAGUGCUGCUCAUGAGCUCUUGUGGGCUUAUUCUCCCUCCUUGAUCCUCCCUCACCUGUCCGCCCUCCUGCAUCCUCUCGCCCCCAUCGCCCCUCACUCCCCUCUCUCCCCCACCUCAGGGCCUUCCUUGGUUCAUAAAAAACUACUGCUCUCCGCCCCUUACCCUCUCUCCUGUCCCCCACCCUUGCAUUUCACCCAUCCUCUCUCCCCCUCCCUCCCUCCCCCUUCCUCCCUCCCCCAUCCUCCCUCCCCCAUCCUCCCUCCCCCAUCCUCCCUCCCCCAUCCUCCCUCUCCCUUCCUCCCUCCCCCACCCUCCCUCCCUCCCCCUUCCUCCCUCCCCCAUCCUCCCUCCCCCAUCCUCCCUCCCCCAUCCUCCCUCCCCCAUCCUCCCUCCCCCAUCCUCCCUCUCCCUUCCUCCCUCCCCCACUUCCCUCCCCCUUCCUCCCUCCCCCAUCCUCCCUCCCCCAUCCUCCCUCCCCCAUCUUCCCUCCCCCAUCCUCCCUCCUCCUUCCUCCCUCCCCCAUCUUCCCUCCCCCAUCCUCCCUCCCCCAUCCUCCCUCUCCCAUCCUCCUUCCACCUUCCUCCCUCCCCCAUCCUCCCUCCCCCAUCCUCCCUCCCUCUUCCUCCCUCCCCCAUCCUCCCUCCCCCAUCCUCCCUCCCGCAUCCUCCCUCCCCCAUCCUCCCUCCCCCAUCCUCCCUCCCCCUUCCUCCCUCCCCCAUCCUCCCCUCAGUCCCCCCUCAGGGCCUUCCUUGGCUUGGACCUUCCUUGGCUCUGUCAGCGACUACUGCUCUCGCAAUGCAGGUGAGGGAUGGGACAUGCAACCACAGGUGA
This is a messenger RNA of Closterium sp. Naga37s-1, 1131 nucleotides long. The record is from the annotation of a GenBank genome assembly. NCBI's taxonomy places the organism in Eukaryota, Viridiplantae, Streptophyta, Zygnematophyceae, Desmidiales, Closteriaceae.